AUGUCGAGACACUUCGUCCUCUUGCCGACUCUCAUUUUGUUGUCCAUUUCUUCGCCAGUCGUAGCCGCCAAUUUCACCUUUUCGUACGGAACCCCGACGCAGUGUGGUAACUUCCCCUUCUCCUGGACAGGCGGCACGGCACCCUUUGAACUCACUCUGAUACCCGUUUUUGGAAGGCCCCAGGUUAUCCAGAUACCAUCGUCAAGCUUCAGCAAUGGAAGGGGCUCAUACCAGGCGCAGCUACCGCUCGCCGAGAACCAGCAAUUCCUCGCCACCAUGUCGGACGCGAAUGGUUUCGCCUCGGGCGGUACCUCGGAUAUUCUUACUGUAGGCCCACCCCCAAAUGGCGCUCAGUGCAAUACAACAGCUCCAGCGGUUGACUUUUUCUACGACACGAAUUCCGCUCUUGUGCAGUGCAGGACGUACACGUUCAAUAAUUACGUCGGAGCGGUGCUGCCAGUCACCGUCACGGGUGUUAUCCCUGGGGGCGUUUCCUUCAUUUUGAAUGCUCCCGCAGGGGCGACAUCCUUCGACUGGACAACAAAUGUUGCUUCAGGUACCUCAAUCGUCUUCUUCAUGGCGGACUCCAAAGGACGGCAGGGCGGGAGCACGCAAGUGGACGUCGUUGGUCUAUCUGACAAUGCUUCUUGUCUGACGGGGAGCUACCCAUCCUCAGUCGCGAAUACCCCCUCUGCCACCGCUUCGGCGAGCAGUAGUAGCUCAAGCUCCGCUUCCAGCACAAACACGGCGGACUCAGCUACAUCAAAUCAUUCGUCCGUGUCUGGCGGCACGAUCGCAGCUGCUGCCAUCGGCAGCCUACUGGCACUUGUGGUCAUUGUUCUCGUCAUAUUCUUCCUCCUCAGACGCAGACGCCGCGCACGUACUGGUGAAUAUCCUGACGAAAACUUCUACGCCUUCCGUCCGAAGCGUGCGGACCAGCCUGUCGAUCUGGCGCAUGACAGUGCCGACAACUCGCCUGAGCCUGUUGUGCAGCCGUAUCCAUUCUACGCCGCGUCUGACGCAGCGAUACGCCCUUCUUCCACGACAUCCCACUCCAAUCUCCUGCGUCCAAGUACGCAAUACGACUCCGAUGUCUUCCCAAUGCAAAAUCCGUUCAGUACCGCGUCGGUCUUACAACGGGACUCACAGAUGGACGCCGAGUCUGUCAUAACAGAAGGCCUGCGCGGCGAGCCAACCGGCGCUAUAUUCUCCCAUGGCCAGGGCAGCGGCAGCAGCUUGGGAACACGAAGUAAAGCCGCAAUUGCAGGCGUGUCGGGCUAUGCGGCGCCUGCCCGGUUCAUCCUGCACACCGAUGCCGAGGAAGUCAUCGAGUUGCCACCGCAAUACAGCGACCUCAGACCGCCGCCGUCCUUCUCGGGACCUUCCAGCACGACUACAUAUCCGCCACCACCGCCUGAAUUACCUAGUGCUGCUUUAACACCACAUACACCGGCUAUGCCCAGUGCUGCCUUGACACCACACACACCUGCCGGUCCUGAGAUCCUGGAGCAGGACGAUUCUAGCGACACUCAAAACCUGCAGCGGCCAUUGGCACCAGGACCUCCCACUCCAGCAUCCGCGACUCGAUCAUAG
Molecule: messenger RNA, 1593 nt
Organism: Sparassis crispa
Lineage: Eukaryota; Fungi; Basidiomycota; Agaricomycetes; Polyporales; Sparassidaceae
Exons: 6
Coding region: 1-1593 (530 amino acids)
Source: RefSeq, a predicted model, not a curated record